AUGGUCGCGGCUGCCCUCCCCGUCAGCCGCCCUCGCCGCCGCGGUGCGCUGGCUGCAGGAAGCCUCGGCGCCGCGCUUUUGUUGUCAGGGGCCCCGCGAGGAGCGCCGCUCCCGGCCGCCGCCGCCGCCUCUCUCUCUGCAGCCCGCUCUCCAGCCGCCCGGCCCGGCGCCCCGCCCAUGAGGGGGCCCCGCGACCACCGCCGCCUCCAGCCCGGGGCGGCGCGGCGCUGAGCAGGAGGCGGAGCUGCCCCCUCCGCGGGAAGCGGGCGGCCUCGGCCCCCUCCCCGAGGGCACCAUGGAGGUGAAUGCGGGAGGUGUGAUUGCCUACAUCAGUUCUUCCAGCUCAGCCUCUAGCCCUGCCUCUUGUCACAGUGAGGGAUCUGAUAAUAGUUUCCAGUCCUCCUUCUCUUCUGUUCCAUCUUCUCCAAAUAGCUCUAAUUCUGAUAACAAUGGUAAUCCCAGAAGUGGUGAUCUCUCCAGUAUUGAAGGCAUUCUGAAAAAUGAUCGAAUAGAUUGUUCUAUGAAAACAAGCAAGUCAAGUGCACCUGGCAUGACAAAGAGUCAUAGUGGAGUGACAAAAUUUAGUGGCAUGGUUCUUCUGUGUAAAGUCUGUGGGGACGUGGCAUCAGGAUUCCACUAUGGAGUUCAUGCUUGUGAAGGCUGCAAGGGUUUCUUUCGGAGAAGCAUUCAGCAAAACAUCCAGUACAAGAAGUGCCUGAAGAAUGAAAACUGUUCUAUAAUGAGAAUGAAUAGGAACAGAUGUCAGCAGUGUCGCUUUAAAAAGUGUCUGUCUGUUGGAAUGUCGAGAGAUGCUGUUCGGUUUGGUCGUAUUCCUAAGCGUGAAAAACAGAGGAUGCUAAUUGAAAUGCAGAGUGCGAUGAAGAGCAUGAUGAACAGCCAGUUCAGUGGUCAUUUGCAAAAUGACACAUUAGUAGACCAUGAACAGACAGCCUUACCCGCCCAGGAACAGCUGCGACCCAAGCCCCAGCUGGAGCAAGAAAGCAUCAAAAGCUCUUCUCCUCCCUCUUCUGAUUUUGCAAAGGAGGAAGUGAUUGGCAUGGUGACCAGAGCCCACAAGGAUACCUUUUUGUAUAAUCAAGAGCAGCGAGAAAACUCAGCAGAGACCAUGCAGCCCCAGAGAGAACGGAUUCCCAAGAACUUGGAGCAGUAUAAUUUAAAUCAUGACCAUUGUGGCAAUGGGCUUAGCAGCCAUUUUCCUUGUAGUGAGAGCCAGCAGAAUCUCAAUGGACAGUAUAAGGGGAGGAACAUAAUGCACUACCCAAAUGGGCAUGCCAUUUGUAUUGCAAAUGGACAUUGUAUGAACUUCUCCAAUGCUUAUACUCAAAGAGUAUGUGAUAGAGUUUCCAUAGAUGGAUUUUCUCAGAAUGAGAACAAGAAUAGUUACCUGUGCAACAAUGGAGGGAGAAUGCAUCUGGUUUGUCCAAUGAGUAAGUCUCCAUAUGUGGAUCCUCAUAAAUCAGGGCAUGAAAUCUGGGAAGAAUUUUCAAUGAGCUUCACCCCGGCAGUGAAAGAAGUGGUGGAAUUUGCAAAGCGUAUUCCUGGAUUCAGAGACCUCUCUCAGCAUGACCAAGUCAACCUUUUAAAGGCUGGGACUUUUGAGGUUUUAAUGGUACGGUUUGCUUCAUUAUUUGAUGCAAAGGAGCGUACUGUCACCUUUUUAAGUGGAAAGAAGUAUAGCGUGGAUGACUUGCACUCAAUGGGAGCCGGGGAUCUGCUGAAUUCUAUGUUUGAGUUUAGUGAGAAGCUGAACGCUCUCCAGCUUAGCGAUGAAGAGAUGAGUUUGUUUACAGCAGUUGUCCUGGUAUCUGCAGAUCGAUCUGGAAUAGAAAACGUCAACUCUGUGGAGGCUUUGCAGGAAACUCUCAUCCGUGCACUAAGGACCUUAAUAACAAAAAACCACCCAAAUGAGGCCUCUAUUUUUACAAAACUUCUUCUAAAGUUGCCAGAUCUUCGAUCUUUAAACAACAUGCACUCUGAGGAACUCUUGGCCUUUAAAGUUCACCCCUAAAGGCCUUCAUUUAUUUAACAUGAACUGAGUCAUAUUAACUGUACAUUUGUGCUAAAAUGCUUAUUUAUAUGUGUAUACUGUACCAUAUGUGGAGAUAGGAAGGCCUUUAAGAAACACAAGAUUGUAGGCCAUCUCUUUGUCAUGCAGUAGCUGUUUGGAUUGAGAUUUUUUUCAGCUAUGAUUAGACGUUGACCGCAUUUCCCUGGUAGACCAAUCAGCUGUGUCGCACUUAACUGGAGAAGUUACACUGAAUUAUAGUUACACUGAAUGUUAGACUUUUUCAUCUGCCAAAACCAAAAACCAUUUUGAUCUCCCUGUGGUAUAAAUGUAACGCACAGUCCCAAGUAUAUGAGGACUUAAAAGUUAAUCCUUGUGGUGGAAGUCCUAUUGUAGGAUGGAAACUUGAUUUUACCACAAGACUAUUGGAUCUGGUGAUUGGAGACUUUGUAGGUGAGGAGAUUUCCCUGUCUAUUUUACUCUGCCACUGUUCAAGUGUAUGAUCCUGGGCAGGUUGGUUGGUUAUGGGAAAUGAGAAUUGACAAUGUUUCCAAUGCCUCACAUCACAGAUUCUAAAAAAAUUUCUAUAAAUCAUAUUUACCUCCUGGGAGAUAGGCACUAUGUAAAUAAGGUAAAAUUUUUGUUAGUAUAAUUAUUCAUUAUAAUAUUCUUUUCUGAUUUGUAAGCAUUUCUUAGAAAUGAUUUCAUAGUCCACACCAAUCUAUUCAGGGUUCCUGCAUAUGUGUGGGGUAUCAUCCUGGCACACACACACACACACACACACACACACAGUUUAUGGGUACAUCAGAUACAUAGUAUGUGUACAUAAGAUGUAUGUGAAUGUGGUUAUACCUAUAUUUCUUCACAAUAUUUUAAACUGUGAAGAACUUUAUCAUACAAUAAACUUAAAAGAAGAGGUGUCAAAAGACCCGAAUUAGGUGCAUUUUACUUAUUGAUGACAUAACCAUUGCUUUAAAUGUUUAGACAGUAGAAUAUUGAAAUUAUGCUCUUUUUGUUUAAGCAGCACUUAAUGUAAAAAUGCAACAGGCAGUUGAGUCCAAAUUUCAGAAAAUACGUACUUUAGAGUUCACCUUUGGUAAGUUUUGGUUCAAGGGAAUAGUUGUUUAAAAGUUUAUUCAGAUUCUUACCUUGAGCUAAAAAAGGUAACAUUGCUGCCCUUUAUGCACAUGCUGCAGCUUGAUGAUGAAUAAUAUUUUGAUUCAUUCUGAAGAACCAGUCAGUGUUUAAGAAAGUUGUUUAAUAUGUUGGUGUGUGUGUGUGCGCGCGCGCGCACAAGUGUGUUCUGAGUCUACUCUUCCCCCCCUAAAUAACACUACAGGGAUUUUAUCAAAUUAGAUUUAAUCUAUAAUUAGGAAAAUCAUUUAGUAUGUGACUUACAGGUUUAGAAGUGGUAUAGUCAAAAACAUUUCAUUCACCUUUUUUGGGCUUUAUUAAAUAGGUAAGAUCAACCUUUUUAUAGAAGUAGGAGAAAUAGCCAAAGUUGAGGAUUUUAUGUGUUUUUCUGUUCCCCUAGAAAAUAGCAACUAGUUGUUUUUUUUUUUUUUGGGGGGGG
This is a messenger RNA of Myotis daubentonii (Daubenton's bat), 3599 nucleotides long. It is a transcript of the gene NR1D2, whose product is annotated as nuclear receptor subfamily 1 group D member 2. NCBI's taxonomy places the organism in Eukaryota, Metazoa, Chordata, Mammalia, Chiroptera, Vespertilionidae. Gene Ontology annotation, biological process: positive regulation of transcription by RNA polymerase II; cell differentiation; negative regulation of transcription by RNA polymerase II. Gene Ontology annotation, molecular function: RNA polymerase II cis-regulatory region sequence-specific DNA binding; zinc ion binding; nuclear receptor activity. The record is from RefSeq and is a predicted model, not a curated record.